Pantherophis guttatus is the source of this 3905-nucleotide messenger RNA. RefSeq names its product adenine nucleotide translocase lysine methyltransferase (gene ANTKMT). The record is from RefSeq and is a predicted model, not a curated record. Gene Ontology annotation, biological process: regulation of mitochondrial ATP synthesis coupled proton transport; peptidyl-lysine trimethylation; positive regulation of proton-transporting ATP synthase activity, rotational mechanism. Gene Ontology annotation, molecular function: protein-lysine N-methyltransferase activity. Gene Ontology annotation, cellular component: mitochondrion. Lineage: Eukaryota; Metazoa; Chordata; Lepidosauria; Squamata; Colubridae.
CCAAGCAGGCAUCUGGGUGCAAAUCUGCAGUAACUCUUUCUCUUGGUAUGGUUGGAAAUCUGUUUCUUUCUCCCCAGCUGGGGACGUGCACUCUGCCCAUGCCCUGGAGACACCUUCUCUGUCUGCCUUACAGAAAAAAUGGAUCCAGAAGAUGCUGAAGAGGUGGCCGCUGAAUUGCAGGGCAAGAAAAUAGAUGGCUGGGGUGUUUUACAAAUUGCAGCCGGCACAGGCUUGACGGUUUAUGUCGUGUGGGCAGGAAUUCUUAUGCCCGGUUUCCGCAAGGUGCCCUUAAAACUGCAGGUCCCCUACGUCCCAGCAAGUGCUAAACAAAUCGAGAACGUGAUGCAGUUACUCAAAGGCCGUUCUGGGAAGAUCGUAGAUCUGGGCUCUGGGGAUGGCAGAAUUGUCCUGGAAGCUUACAAACAAGGCUUCAGGCCAGCUGUUGGCUAUGAACUCAAUCCAUGGCUGUUGCGACUUUCCAACUAUCGUGCAUGGAAAGCUGGGUGUUACGGAAAAGUUUCUUACUACAAGGAAGACCUUUGGAAGGUGAACUUAUCCGAUUGUCGGAAUGUAACUGUCUUCCUGGCACCUAGUGUGCUGAUGCUUCUGGAGAAAAAGCUACUGACGGAACUGCCAGAAGAAGCUCGGGUGGUGGCUGGGCGGUUUCCUCUCCCCAACUGGACCCACACUGACACAGCUGGGGAAGGUGUGAACCAAGCCUGGGCCUACGAUGUCCAGGUGGUCCGGCAACUGAAGAAGGAUGAACCAGAAGGGAGCCCAGUGUGAGAACAAGUCACCUUGGACAGGCCAAUUUCUCAACAAAAACAAAAACCCACUCAUCUUUGCUGAGGUGUCCCUUUCUCCAUUGGGGUGGGGUGUCUCCAUUUUUCCAUUCUCCAUUCGGUGGUGCAGUGGUUAGAGUGCAGUACUGCAGGCUACUUCUGCUGCCUGCCAGCUGCCUGCAAUUUGGCAGUUCGAAUCUCACCAGCUCAAGGUUGACUCAGCCUUCCAUCCUUCCGAGGUGGGUAAAAUGAGGAUGCAGAUUGUUGGAAGGCAAGAGGCUGACUCUGUAAACCGCUUAGAGAGAGCUGUAAAAGCACUAUGAAGCGGUAUAUAAGUCUAAGUGCUAUUGCCCUUCCUUCCUUCCUUCCUUCCUUCCUUCCUUCCUUCCUUCCUUCCUUCCUUCCUUCCUUCCUUCUUUCCUUUCCUUUCCUUCCUUCCUUCCCAGUGGUUAGAAUGCAGUAUUGCAGGCUAACUCUGCCAACUGCCAGCAGUUCGAUCCUGACUGGCUCAAGGUUGACUCAGCCUUCCAUCCUUCCGAGGUGGGUAAAAGGAGAACCCAGAUUGUUGGGAGGCAAUGUGCUGACUCUGUAAACCGCUUAGAGAGGGCUGCAAAAGCACCAUGAAGCGGUAUAUAAGUCUAAGUGCUGCUGCUAUUGCUGAACCAACAGCCUAUUUAAGCUAGGGAGUGAUUGGUCUUUAGAAGGGGGGGAAAAAAACCCCAUUCUCCCUCCUCUCUCCUUCAACAUUCGGCAGAAAGGGCAAUGCUCUAGAAUUUUUGCCCAAAGAUUGGUCAGCAAAAUCAUUCAUUUGGGACCGAUGUGCCUGUUUAUUCUUCCGAUUUGCAAAUUGCAGUGAUCUUUGCGGUGCCUGUUUUUCUUUCUGUCUGUUUAAUCCGAGCAUCAUGCGAAUCCUUAUCUUCUCAAAUCCAAUUGAAUGGUGGGCUGGCAGAAGGAAUACAGUAGUGGCCAAAAUUGUGGAAACCUUUUGGGAAAAGUGUAUUUUUGAGGUUGGAUGGCUAAUAACACCACUUUUUUUUUCUUUUUUUUUUUUUUUGAGUUUCAAGAUAAUCCUAUUCCACUGCUGGAAUGGCCUGGGAAUAGCCCAGACCUUCACCCAAUUGAAAAUCUAUGGAGCCGACAAAAGAAACUUGUUAAUCAGAAGCGACCCAGCAAUAAAACCCAGUUAAUAGAAGCAAUCUUUCAAUCUUGGUUUCACAUGAUAACAGCUGCAGAACUCAAAGACUUGGUUCACUCCAUGGGAAGACGUUGUAAGGCCGUAAUUUAUGCUAAAGUUACCCAACUAAGUAUUAACUGACAUGGGGAUCAUUUUUGUAUAUCUCGUUUUUUCCUAUGGUGAUCAUUUUUGUAUAUCUCAAUUUUUCUACGUGUUUCACUUUUCUUCUUUAUACUGUAACCGCUAUUCUAAUAGCAAAUCCUUCCUAAAAGUGAUUGCAUUACAUUCUUGAUUCAAUUAUCUUUCCAUUGAUAUAUAACUUUAUGGUACUACUCCAAAAAAAGUGGUGUCAUUAGCUAGUUUUAGAAAAGACACUUUUCCCAAAAGGUUUCCACAAUUUUGGCCACUACUGUAUAUUAAUAGUCCUCUAAAUUGCACACAAACAUGGACGUAUCCCUCCUUGAGUGACAUGUUGGUUAGUUGCUUUGGUUGGAGAUCACUUGUGAAAGCAAUCAAGUUUCAUAGACUUUAAUAAGAACACCAGUGGUUGAUGGGGAAGACUCGGUAGAAGACAGAAGAGAAGAGAAUGCAGUUCUGUUUCUUAAACCUUAUUUCUGAAGGCCAGCAGAUGAUGAAGAAGACUUGGAAUAGGAUGGAAUGGAAGAGAAGGCAAUUCAGUGGGAAAUACAGGUAGUCCUCGACUUACGACUACGAUGGAGCCCAAGAUUUCUGUUGUUAAGUUAAUUUUGCCCCAUUUUACGACCUACUUUAUUUAUUUAUUUAUUUAUUUAUUUAUUUAUUUAUUUAUUCAUUCAUUCAUUCAUUCAUUCAACUUGUAUACCGCCCUUCUCCCCAAGGGGACUCAGGGCGGUGAACAGCCAAACUUAAAACACAUAUAAUACAAAAGUUAAGGAAAAAACUAAAAAUAAAUUAAAUCAUCGGCAUUUCCAAUUUAAAAUCCCAGAUCACAAAAUCGAAAAGUUCCCAAUUUAAAACCCAGAAUCAAUAAAAUCGAAAAUUUAAAAACCCCAUUAAAACCAUUUUAAGCUAGGCCAGCUUGCUGGAAUAAAUUUCAGGGCCUUUCGGAAAGCGCGGAGGUCCGGGAUCAGUCGUAUUCCAGGAGGUAGCUCAUUCCACAGGUUGGGUGCCCCCGCAGAGAAGGCUCUCCCCCUGGGGGCCACCAGCUGACACUUGCCACUGUUGUUAAGUGAAUCAUUGAAGUUGUUCAGUUAUGUUGUGAUCUGCCAGCAACCUGCGGAGCUGGCAGAGGAGUCGGAGAAUGAGGAGGCUGGGGAGGAACAUGGGCCAGUCCUGGAGUCUGGGGAAGGCCCGGACGAGGCCCCUCCCAUAAGGCUUGAAAGUGGAGCGUGGGCACUUUGCAGGAAAGCAACAUGUUUUUGCAACUAAUCGGGACUCAGCUGUGAAUGAACGUAAUUCACAGCAAUUGCAGUAAAAGAGGUUUUUGGGGCUACUCUUGUGUUUCAAUGACUCAGGAAGCUUAGGUCACAACAAAUUAGUCACACGGUUGUUAAAUGAAUCUGGCUUCCCCAUUGACUUUGCUCAUCAGAAGACCGCAAAAGCUGAUCACGUGAUCCUGGGACACGACAGGCGUCAUAAAUAUGAGUCAGUUGCCAAGCAUCUGAAUUUUGAUUACGGGACCAUGGGGGUGCUGCAACGGUCAUAAGUGUGAAAAACAAUCAUAAGUCCAUUUUUUCAGAGCCAUUUUCACUGAAUGGCCACUAAAUGAACUGUCAUAAGUUGAGGACUACCUGUAUGUUCUUUGUGGGUUAUUCAAGAGCUCAUGUCAUGUUGGGUUGACUGUCCAAACAUGAGCUUCAGAUUCAUGUCUCCCCAAAUUACUUAGUGAACAGUCUGGGGUUGCCUGUUGUAUCUUGAUCUGCCCUACCUUGCAAGUUUGCUGUGAGGAUAAAGCGAACGUUGGUGCUAAA